Molecule: messenger RNA, 2833 nt
Organism: Pipra filicauda (Wire-tailed manakin)
Lineage: Eukaryota; Metazoa; Chordata; Aves; Passeriformes; Pipridae
Gene: COPG2
Product: COPI coat complex subunit gamma 2
Exons: 25
Coding region: 347-2746 (799 amino acids)
Biological process (GO): endoplasmic reticulum to Golgi vesicle-mediated transport; intra-Golgi vesicle-mediated transport; protein secretion
Cellular component (GO): COPI vesicle coat; endoplasmic reticulum-Golgi intermediate compartment; endoplasmic reticulum
Molecular function (GO): structural molecule activity
Source: RefSeq, a predicted model, not a curated record
CUUUUAGGAUGUUCUGGACAAGGAGCAGCAGGACAUGGCCGAGAGCGCCCAGAGGGAGCGAAGCACCAGCUUCGACUUCAGCUCCUACCACACCCUGGAUGAGCUUUUAAUUCCUAAUGACACGUGAGUUAUGUGGGAGUUACAUGGGAGUUACAGGUGAGUUACACGUAGUGGCUCCAAUCCUUUCCAGCAUCUGGAGAAGAGUGCUGUGCUCCAGGAGGCACGGAUCUUCAAUGAGACCCCCAUAAAUCCACGGAGAUGCCUUCACAUCCUCACCAAGAUCCUUUACCUGCUGAACCAGGGCGAACACUUUGGAACCACCGAAGCCACGGAAGCUUUUUUUGCCAUGACCAGGCUGUUCCAGUCUAAUGAUCAAACCCUUCGAAGGAUGUGUUACCUCACCAUCAAGGAGAUGGCCAACAUCUCGGAGGACGUCAUCAUUGUCACAAGCAGUCUGACCAAAGACAUGACAGGGAAGGAGGAUGUUUACCGUGGGCCGGCCAUCCGCGCGCUGUGCAGGAUCACUGACGGAACAAUGUUACAGGCCAUCGAGAGAUACAUGAAACAAGCCAUCGUGGACAAAGUCCCCAGUGUGUCCAGUUCUGCUCUGGUGUCUUCCCUGCACAUGAUGAAGAUCAGCUACGACGUGGUCAAACGGUGGAUCAACGAAGCCCAGGAGGCAGCUUCCAGUGACAACAUCAUGGUGCAGUACCACGCCCUGGGGGUGCUCUACCACCUGAGGAGGAACGACCGGCUCGCCGUCUCCAAGAUGCUCAACAAAUUCACCAAGUCCGGGCUCAAGUCCCAGUUUGCCUACUGCAUGCUCAUCAGGAUCGCCAGCAAGCUCCUCAGGGAGUCCGAGGAGGGCCACGAGAGUCCCCUGUUCGACUUCAUCGAGAGCUGCCUGAGGAACAAGCACGAGAUGGUGAUUUAUGAAGCCGCCUCUGCCAUCAUCCACCUCCCCAACUGCACUGCCAGGGAGCUGGCACCCGCCGUGUCAGUGUUGCAGCUUUUCUGUAGCUCCUCCAAGCCCGUCCUGAGAUACGCGGCCGUUCGCACCCUGAACAAAGUGGCCAUGAAACACCCCUCUGCAGUCACUGCCUGCAACCUGGACCUGGAGAACCUGAUCACCGACUCCAACCGCAGCAUCGCCACCUUGGCCAUCACCACGCUGCUCAAGACGGGCAGCGAGAGCAGCGUGGACAGGCUCAUGAAGCAGAUCUCCUCCUUCGUGUCAGAGAUCUCAGAUGAGUUUAAGGUGGUGGUGGUGCAGGCCAUCAGUGCCCUGUGCCAGAAGUACCCUCGGAAGCACAGCGUCAUGAUGACCUUCCUGUCCAACAUGCUCAGGGAUGAUGGCGGCUUCGAGUACAAGAGGGCCAUCGUGGACUGCAUCAUCGGCAUCAUCGAGGAGAACCCCGAGAGCAAGGAGGCCGGGCUGGCCCACCUGUGCGAGUUCAUCGAGGACUGCGAGCACACCGUGCUGGCCACCAAGAUCCUGCACCUGCUGGGCAAGGAGGGGCCGCGCACGCCCGCCCCCUCCAAGUACAUCCGCUUCAUCUUCAACAGGGUGGUGCUGGAGAACGAGGCCGUCCGGGCCGCCGCCGUCAGCGCCCUGGCAAAGUUUGGGGCCCAGAAUGAGAAUCUGCUUCCCAGUAUCCUGGUGCUGCUGCAGAGGUGCAUGAUGGACAGCGACGACGAGGUGCGGGACAGAGCCACCUUCUACCUGAACGUGCUGCAGCAGAGGCAGCUGGCCCUGAACGCCGCCUACAUCUUCAACGGGUUGACAGUGUCCGUCCCUGGGAUGGAGAAGGCCCUGCACCAAUACACCCUGGAGCCCUCGGACAAACCCUUCGACAUGAAAACAGUCCCUCUGGCCACGGCCCCGAUCUUCGAGCAGAAAGCAGAGAUUGCCCUGGUGACCAACAAACCCGAGAAAGUGGCUCCUUCACGCCAGGAUAUAUUUCAAGAACAACUGGCAGCCAUCCCAGAAUUCCAGAGCCUGGGUCCUCUGUUCUGGUGCUCCGAGCCCGUCCAGCUCACGGAAGCAGAGACCGAGUACUUCGUGCGCUGCGUCAAACACGUCUUCCCGAACCACAUCGUCUUCCAGUUCGACUGCACCAACACGCUCAACGACCAGCUCCUGGAGAGGGUCACGGUGCAGGUGGAGCCGUCGGACGCCUACGACGUGCUCUGCUGCAUCCCAGCUCCCAGCCUGGCCUACAACCAGCCUGGGAUGUGCUACACCCUGGUCAGGAUCCCCCAGGACGACCCCACUGCAGUGUCCUGCACCUUCAGCUGCACCAUGAAGUUCACGGUGCGGGACUGCGACCCCAACACGGGGGUGCCAGAGGAGGAUGGCUACGAGGAUGAGUACGUGCUGGAAGACUUGGAAGUGACCGUGUCCGACCACAUCCAGAAGGUUUUAAAGCCCAACUUUGCAGCGGCCUGGGAAGAAGUGGGAGAUGACUUUGAGAAGGAAGAGACCUUUGCCCUCAGUUCCAUCAAAACCCUCGAUGAAGCUGUCAACAACAUCGUGAAGUUCCUGGGAAUGCAGCCCUGUGAGAGGUCGGAUAAAGUGCCGGAGAACAAGAAUUCCCACACGCUCUACUUGGCUGGUGUGUACAGGGGCGGCUGUGACGUGCUGGUGAGGGCCAGGCUGGCGCUGGGGGACGGGGUGACCAUGCAGGUGACGGUGAGGAGCAAGGACGAGGCGGCCGUCGACGUCAUCCUGGCGGCCGUGGGCUGAGGCCGAGCCGGGACCUGGCCCCUGGAGAGGCCUCUCUGUCCUUUUGCAUGUGGGUUUUAUUCCUCAAAAAUCUGGGAAAAUGUUUUC